Pelobates fuscus (common spadefoot toad) is the source of this 1679-nucleotide messenger RNA. RefSeq names its product TAFA chemokine like family member 3 (gene TAFA3). Gene Ontology annotation, molecular function: receptor ligand activity. The record is from RefSeq and is a predicted model, not a curated record. The coding region runs from base 431 to 832 and encodes 133 amino acids. The transcript is spliced from 5 exons. Lineage: Eukaryota; Metazoa; Chordata; Amphibia; Anura; Pelobatidae.
GCAUCUCUUUCAAAUUACAGUGCAGGCGGACCAGACAACAUUUUCUGAAUUAGCAUCCCUGGGACUCCUCUGCUCACACACGCAGAACACAUCUAGGGUACAGCAAGGUACCUGUCUGCUUCACCUAGAGACAUCAUCUUUAGACCACUUUGGAUUAAGGGGGGGAACUCUGAAUUUCUGCAAAGCAAGGAAGCAGUUGGGAAUCAGAAGCAGGAGUUUCAAUGAGGAUCCCAUUGUGUUCACCUGCCUGAUUAAUUAUUAUUUUUUUUUUUUAAUGGUAGUUGCUGGAUGGGAGAAAUGCAAUGCUGGGCUAGGUGAAUGAGUUAAGUUUUUUUGGAGUUCCAUUUGAAGAAAAGGUGUGACCUACCAUCAAUAUGGAAAUUUAAGAGGGAUCUUUUGAUGGAUAUCGAUUUUAAAGCAAGACCACAGAAUGGGUAAAAGAGAGGUACAGAGCUUCACCAGAUGGGCAUUGCUUCUAACUCUCUGCCUUUUAACCUUAUGGGGACGUAUAGCAGCGGCUUCGACCCACCACAGAAUUCACUCAGUUCAUGUGGAGCCAGGUACCUGUGAAGUGAUUGCUGCCCACAGAUGCUGCAAUAAAAACAAGAUUGAGGAACGGUCGCAGACAGUAAAAUGUUCCUGUUUUCCAGGCCAAGUUGCGGGGACAACAAGGGCAGCUCCAUCAUGUGUAGAUGCGUCUAUAGUUAUCCAGAAAUGGUGGUGUCAGAUGCAGCCAUGUUUAGAUGGCGAGGACUGCAAGGUUCUACCAGAUUUGACUGGGUGGAGUUGUAGUAGUGGGAACAAAGUCAAAACAACAAAGGUUACACGAUAGUUUCCGGGGAACAUGUAGCAUUCUUCCAAAGGGUACAAAUGCUGUCAUGGGCCAAGGCUACACACCGGCAUAUUGUACACCUUCCCAUGCAAAGAAAGUCCGUCCCUGGAUUUGGGUGAAUAUCUGACAUUAAUAAGGAGUACUAUGCUAAUGUAAAAUAAACUUCUUGACUCCUCAAAAAUCAUGGGAAAUUGAUCUUCACAAAAGCCGUUCAACAAUUUAUAUGGACAAUGGAUAACGAAGAAUAUUUUAUGUUGAACUAAGAGCAGAAUCCCCAUAUUACAAGCUGAAGCUUAUAGGAAAUCACUGUUUAAGGCAGUGCUAAUCUAAGCAGCUGCCAAUUUAACUCAGUUCCUUGAAGAGCGGUUUUAAAUUACGAUUGCCAAGAAAUCUGUCAUAAUAUAAGGUUGUAUUUUUUUUUUUUUUUGUAAGAAGCAAUUUCAUUCAGUCCUCCCAUUCCACUUUAAUGACUUGAAACAAAACAUUUUCUUCUCUGCUGAAUGAUGACUGAAGUAUAUGCCGGAUGUUGACCGCAAGGCACACACGCUGUGCACAUAAUGUUUUAUUUUGUCAUAUAGAACUGCAGGGUCUGUAGUUAUAUACCUAGAUUCUAUCUAUCCCUGCCCUUGAAAGAAUACACCUUUUUUAGUGCCUGUAUAGCAGGAAGGUCAAGUGAUUUUUCCCAAGGUCAAAAUAUGUUAUCACAUGACUUUGAGCAUGUACUGCUCCAUUAACCCUUACCUUUUCAGAAGAGUGUACAGAUCACAGUAGCACUAAAAUGCAUUUAGACUUCUGUCUGCGAUACGUAUAAUGCAUUCAUUCCAGCCAGAGAAACAUCUCCAUUUUU